Molecule: messenger RNA, 2575 nt
Organism: Pogona vitticeps (central bearded dragon)
Lineage: Eukaryota; Metazoa; Chordata; Lepidosauria; Squamata; Agamidae
Source: RefSeq, a predicted model, not a curated record
AUGGGGCAGGAAGCUUAUUUCUGUGGGGAACUCCGGCGCAAAGGCAGCCGCGACGGUGACGGGCGCGCCCCCGGGCAGGUCCGCGUCUUUCCUCCAGCCACCUCGGGGAGGAGGCGACCGAGUCUUCUGGUCGCGGAGCGGGUUCUCUUUGUGCCGCGAGGCAGGGUGGACCCGGCUUACCUCCAGCACUGGCAGCAGCUCUUCCCUCACAGCAGCCAGCUCAAAGGCGGCGCCGGGCUGCUGGGCCACCUCCACCCGCCCGCCCGAGCGCUGGUCGUCGACCCGGCGGCUGACAGCCUCCGCCAAGCCCCGGCCUCUCUCUCCUCGUCCUCGUCGUCUUCCUCGUCCUCCUCCUCCUCCUCUUCUUCUUCUUCGUCCUCCUCUUCCACGCCGUCCUCUGCCCAGCCUGCGUGCGCCGCCGCCGCCGCCUCCUUGGCAACCUUGACCGCGCUGCCGGUGGCUCAGAUCCCCGUCUUCGGACCGAUCCAAAGCUCCGACGCCCCGGCGGGAGCACCCCCGGUCCCGCUCCUGCAGACCUCGGACCUCGGCGGAGGCAGCGGGGCCGGCGGCGUCGGCGCCAAGGGCACCGAGAGGGCGGCAUCCCGCUUUCGCUGCACGGCGGAGGAGCUGGACUAUUAUCUGUACGGGCAACAGCGGAUGGAAAUCAUCCCCCUCAAUCAGCACACCGGAGACCCCAACAAUCGCUGUGACAUGUGUGCAGAUAACCGUAAUGGAGAAUGCCCAAUGCACGGACCUCUACAUUCUUUACGCCGCCUUGUGGGCACUAGUAGUGCUGCUGCUGCAGCACCUCCACCUGAGAUUCCUGAGUGGCUUCGGGAUCUGCCACGGGAAGUGUGUCUGUGUACCAGCACUGUGCCUGGUUUGGCCUAUGGCAUCUGUGCUGCUCAGAGGAUUCAACAAGGCACCUGGAUUGGGCCUUUCCAGGGAGUUCUCCUUCUACCAGAGAAGGUGCAGACCGGAGCAACCAGAAACACGCAGCACCUUUGGGAAAUAUAUGACCAGGAUGGGACACUACAGCACUUUAUUGAUGGCGGGGAACCCAGUAAGUCAAGUUGGAUGAGAUAUAUUCGAUGCGCCAGGCACUGUGGGGAACAGAAUCUAACUGUAGUCCAGUACAGGUCAAACAUAUUCUAUCGUGCUUGCAUGGAUAUUCCCAGGGGGACAGAGUUGUUGGUGUGGUAUAAUGACAGCUACACAUCUUUCUUUGGAAUUCCUUUACAGUGUAUUGCACAAGAUGAGAACUUGAAUGUUCCUUCGACUGUAAUGGAAGCCAUGUCAAGGCAAGACACGCUCCAGCCGUUUAACAAAAGUAGCAAACUGCCUUCUGCCAGUCCGCAGCGGUCCAUAGUAUUUCCACAGACUCCUUGUAACAGGAAUUUCUCUCUCCUGGAUAAGUCGGGCUCUAUUGAAUCAGGAUUUAACCAAAUCAAUGUAAAAAACCAGCGAGUCCUUGCAAGUCCUACAUCAACAAGCCAAUUAAAUUCUGAGUUCAGUGACUGGCACCUUUGGAAAUGCGGGCAGUGCUUUAAGACUUUCACCCAACGGAUUCUUUUACAGAUGCAUGUUUGCACACAGAACCCUGACAGAAAUUCCCAACAAUCCCAUAUGGGGGGCUCCAGAAAGGGGCCCUAUCAGUGUGGACACUGCUCCCAAUCCUUCUCCCAACCUUCAGAGCUACGGAACCACGUAGUCACCCAUUCCAGUGACAGACCUUUCAAGUGUGGCUAUUGCGGUCGUGCCUUUGCUGGUGCAACGACACUCAACAAUCAUAUCCGGACACAUACAGGGGAGAAGCCCUUUAAGUGCGAGAGGUGCGAGAGGAGCUUCACCCAAGCCACCCAGCUGAGUCGACACCAGAGGAUGCCCAAUGAGUGCAAGCCAAUAACAGAAAGCACAGAAUCAAUUGAAGUGGAUUAACUGAUUGACUGGUUGGAAUUAAACUGCAAGGAAAGUCAUGAUUAAAUGUCACGGACACUUAAGCAAAACCAAAGAUUUCCUCUGAGCAACUUUCAAUCAGUCCCAGAAAACCAAGAGCAGUAAUAAAAUAAGUAAGAUGUUAAGAGGUAUUGAUCCUGGCGUGGAAGGGAAACCAGAGAAGAGAUUAUUUAUUUAUGACUAGGAAUGAGACUGAUUUCAAUGGAAAAGAAACCCCGGGACUGCUAGCAUUUCUAGCCCCCUCAACAUGUAUUGCUUUAUUUCUAAAAGCUUUUAUAAUUGUUAUUUAAAUUUACCAAAGCCACCAAGAUCAAGGGAUCUUCUGCCCAUAUAUAUGACUGCGAAUGCACAUGGACUUAUUUAUUGUUGCACCUUUUUCUUCAGCAUGACUCAGUCAACCCACGUAUACAUUUUCCUGGCUGGUUCUCUUUGGUUGCGUCGCUCUUGACUGUAAUAAUAAUAAUGCUAAUGAUAAUAAUAAUAAAUGUCUCCAUAUUAUGAGAGAGAAGAUGAACCAGGAUCGCUUUUGUCCUCUUCCAACUGACAGACAUUUUAUUUCUGUGGUUCCAGAACACAUAUUUUGUGCACUUUUUUGUAUAAAUGUUUUCAUUAGCCAGUG